Messenger RNA from Phytophthora nicotianae INRA-310, 1028 nucleotides. RefSeq lists its product as hypothetical. The transcript has a single exon. The coding region runs from base 70 to 681 and encodes 203 amino acids. NCBI's taxonomy places the organism in Eukaryota, Oomycota, Peronosporomycetes, Peronosporales, Peronosporaceae. The record is from RefSeq and is a predicted model, not a curated record.
CUGGACUCCUCGCGUCAAACCCCAAGUUGUCGUGCACCAGCCACACCCUUCGCUUCUCUCUGCUCGACCAUGGACCACCUCCUCAACGACGCGCCACCCGAGGACGCCAGCGACGAGGUGAUCGUCAAGAACGAGGCACCCACCGUCGUCAGCCCCAGCAGCUCUGCCGCCAGCCUCGGCCUUCACAUGCUCUCGGUGUCUGCCGCAGCUCCUGCUCUGGGCGCUCGCCCUGCGGCACCUCCACGCCUUCCGCCCAUCAGUCUCCUGACGGCCGCGGCUGCCGCACUGCAGCCCAUGCAGUGUCAGCCGCUGUACACGCAGGCGCCUCCGCAGCCCCAGCUGCGCCCCGUCAUCGCACAGCCGCUACCGAUUCCGGCCGCCUCGCCGCCGGCCAGUAACGCCGCGCUCCCUGCAGACGACAUGCUGUGCCGCUACCGGAACAAGAAAUGCGGCUACCCGCGCGCAAUCAAGCGCAAUGGCGAGCGCCACAACCUGUGUGAACGCCACCGCGCCAAGGCCAACCAGAACCAGCGCAAACUCGAGAGCAAGCGCCGCACGCAGAAGCGCAUGAAGCAGCGCGCGCACUCGCUCAGCGCUGACCGCAUCGUCAAGGCCAAGAAAGCCGCUUCCUCGGCUGAGACCGAGAUCAAGUUCACGCUCUAUGGAGGGGCCAUCGCAUGAGCGGGAGAUGACAGGAAAUUCAAGUGCUUUAAAGACUUGGAGGUUCGAAGUGAAGAACCUCUGUGAUGUCAAAAAGAAAGUAGAUGCGACAAAGGGCUCGUGCCACGUAGUGAUCGAAAUGCAAAUUCUGCUAUAAUUUAUGAAUGAUGAAGUUGAUGCUGGGAGCUGGAGGAUGAGGCACAUGUAGCUUGUUGGAACUGAGGUAUACUGAAGAUUGUGAGUUGGCCUGCUCCGCCGCAGCAUUAAGCUAAAACGAACCAAGAAUGAUCAGAUUUCCAGGGUUUUGUUUUCGCCAAAAAUUAAAAAAAAAAAAAAUGAUCUUUUGGUGUUUUCCAUUUAAAAACAGU